AUGUCAGCUCCCGAGCCUCAAUCAACUAUGAAUGUUGAUGAGUUUGAGAAGACACUCCUGCAGUUACGAUGCUUUGACACUAUGUUUCUCGUUGACGACUCAGAGGCCAUGCAACCAUACUGGCCCGAGAUCAAGACGCUGAUAGAGCGCAUUGCACCCAUAUGUGCUAAGCACGAUCCAGACGGUGUUGAUCUUUACUUCGUCAACCACCGACCAGGCGGCGUUCUGGCCAAAUUGCCCGGGUUGCAAUCCAUCCGCAAGUCGGGUUACACUCAUAUUGGCGGCUUCGUCGGCAACAUGCUCUUGACAAGCAAGGGAAAACAGGUGGGCAGCAUCUUUGAUAGUGUCAAGCCGGCUGGGAAGUGCAACAUGGGCGCCAGGCUUGGUGGCCUCCUCAAAUGGUACUGCGACAAAUACACAGCCGGAGAGGAGAAAGCUGCUCUCAACAUCGUCGUGCUCACUGCUGGCCAAUUCGACGAUGACAUCAAAACGCCCCUGAUCAACGCCGCGAGAACCCUCGAUGAGGCCAAGGCACCGAUUCAUCAGGCUGGUGUUCAACUGUUCCGCCUGGGUGGGCCGCAUCUUGAGCGACAGAGGACACUACAGCAUCUCGACGACGAGCUGCAUAAAGAGGCUGGAACACGAGACAUUGUCGAUACGGUGACUUGGAGCGGACAUGGAACAUCCAUGUCGGACGAUGAGCUGCUCAAAGUUGUGUUGGGAGCGGUUAUCAAGAAGAUCGAUAUGCGUGCCUCUGAGCUGCACUUGGACGAACAAGCCCUGACUGCACGCGCUGACCGGGAGUUUGAUGAGAAUAAUGUUAUCUAA
Molecule: messenger RNA, 828 nt
Organism: Fusarium musae
Lineage: Eukaryota; Fungi; Ascomycota; Sordariomycetes; Hypocreales; Nectriaceae
Exons: 1
Coding region: 1-828 (275 amino acids)
Source: RefSeq, a predicted model, not a curated record